GAUUUUGCUGAACUUCUUAGUGGAUGUUGAUGGUUUGAUGGUCAAAGCUUCAUAUAAUCUUAAUCUUGAAUUGUAUAAUCAUUGUUGAAAAUGACGGAUGGGCGGCGGCGUUCUGUUGAUAUUCCUAUUUGUAGAACUAUUGUGGCACUUAGGAGAGUGAGGUCACUGAGGGAUCCAUCAACUUUAUCUACAAGCAAAUUUUCUUCUCUAGUUGAUAAUCUGAGCUGGGAAAAUUUGGGUAAUGGGAUUACGCUGCAAUUUGGAAAUGGUUUCCAUGGUGGCGGUUUGGAUCAUAAUGGGUUCUUGAGACCAAGAAAUUUAAGUAUUAGUGGACAGAAAGAGGAACAUCCAGACGAUUUUGAUUUGCGUCGAAGUUUUGGAAAAUCUAGAUUGACUUCAUGUGAUAAUUUUUGUUGGGAAGAAAACGCGGAUGCCAUUACAAGGAAACAGUUUGAAGUUUUGGAUAAUUUUGGAUCAAAUCAAGAUGAAGUUCAUGAAUACAGAACUUUGAGCGAGAGAAAUCGUGGGAAUCAUAGGGAUGAAGGAUUGCCGCUAAGCUUUGUUGUGCCUAACAGUAAUCCUUUGGACGAUGUAGAUUCUUGUACUGGAUUAGAUGCUUCAAUACAGAAAUCCCACUUAAGAAAUUUAGUAAAAAAAUCUGAGGCUGUAGGUGAUGUUGCAAGUCAUGUAGGUAGUCCAUGUGCAUCCACAGGUGAUGCAUUAUCAAGUUUUAGCACACCCUUACUUGCAAAUGAAGAUGUUGAUGGUUAUGAUGACAAUCAUGUUGGUUGUCGGAUUGGCAGCUGCUGGGCAGGAACCCCAAGAUUCCGAGAAUCAAAUCCUUAUAGCCAUGUGGAAGACCAUCCCUUAUCAUCCGUAGAUGAAAAUGAAAGGGGUCUUUCCAGGCCAAGAAUUUGGAAACCAAUUAAUAGAGACAUAACUCCAUAUUCAGAAACUCCAAGAAGUUUGAGCCAAAAGUUUAGACCACUAUUUUUCGAUGAAUUGGUGGGGCAAAAUGUAGUAGUGAGGGCUCUUUUGGGUUCUAUCUGUAGAGGAAGAAUAAGUUCCUUGUAUCUUUUUCACGGUCCCUGUGGUACGGGCAAGACCUCUGCCUCUAGAAUUUUUGCUGCUGCAUUGAAUUGCCUCUCACUCGAAGAGCAAAAGCCAUGUGGCCUUUGCCGAGAAUGUAAUAUUUUCUUUUCUGGGAAGAGCAAGGAUGUGCAGGAUGUGGAUUCUGUGAGAAUCAACCGGACUGAAAGAGUGAAAUCCCUAAUAAAGAAUGCGGUUAUCCCUCCAGUUUCAUCGCGCUUUAAGGUUUUCAUUGUUGAUGAAUGCCAUUUGUUGCAUGGAGACACCUGGGCGGCAGUUCUGAAUAGUCUAGACAAACUUCCUCAACAUGUGGUUUUUGUAAUGGUUACUCUUGAACUGGAUAAGUUACCACAAAGUGCAGUGACACGGUCUCAGAAAUAUCAUUUUCCGAAGAUAAAUGUUUCUGAUAUUUCAAGGAGAUUGGGAAAAAUAUGUGUUGAAGAGGGUCUUGAAUUUGACCAGGUUGCUUUGGAUUUUGUUGCUGCUAAAUCUAAUGGUUCAAUUAGGGAGGCAGAAAUGACGCUUGAUCAGCUGAGUUUGCUCGGAAAAAAAAUCACAACGGCUUUGGUCUACGAGCUUAUUGGAAUGGUUUCUGAAGAGGAACUGCUUGAUUUGCUGCAUCUAGCUUUGUCUUCUGACAUUUCAAACACAGUAGUAAGGGCCAGGGAGCUGAUGAGAUCCAGGAUUGACCCUAUGCAGCUCAUGUCACAGCUUGCAAGUAUAAUCAUGGACAUUCUUGCAGGUGCAUUUGAAGAAGGUGGUACUGAAGCCAGAAGAAAUUUUUCAAGAAGGCAUAAUUCCGAAGCGGAUGUGGAGAAAUUGAGCAAUGCAUUGAAAAUACUGUCUGAAACUGAAAAGCAAUUGAAGGUGUCAAAAAAUCAAACCACGUGGCUUACGGUGGCCUUACUACAUUUAAGUUCAGAGCCUUCUUUCUUGGAUACAAAUGACUUGAAGUCAAGUUCAAGAACUGCACAUGACACAGAUGGCGAUUGUUGCAGCACCUCGCCCACUGGGGAGAGUUUGAGGCAACUCAUCGCUUGUCCAUGUGAGGACAAUAAGUCACAUAAGUUAGGAUUACAGAAGAACUGUAAAGGAACAUUGGAAUUAAUUUGGAAGAGAGCGACGGAGUUAUGCCAGUCAAAUUCACUCAAGACGUUUCUGCAGAAACAAGGGAAGUUGUCUUCCAUUUGUGUUGGUCAAGGUAUGGCAGUUAUUGAAUUGGAGUUCCACCAUCCUCACUAUGUAUCGAGGGCUGAGAAGUCGUGGAAAGUAAUUGCAAGUUCCCUUCAGGCAAUCUUGGGCUGUAAUGUGGAGAUUCGGAUCAAUCUUUCAAUUUGUCCGGAUUUAAAGUGUUCUAAAGUGAAGAAGCCGAUUUUCAGUUUGCUUAGCUGUUCUCGUAGGAUGCAGCAGAAGCUACAUUUAAGCACUCAACAUGGUAGUGAGUCGGACAUUUCUGAUUAUGCCUCUGAAAAGCCAAUGAUUACAGAGAGACACAUUUUAACUUGUUCUUCUGAUGUUGGAUCUCAAACGCGCCAUGGAUUUUGUCAUAGAAUGGAAAGUAGCAAGGCUUUGAGAAACAGUGAAGGAAAUUUACUGAGCGCGGGGAGAAUCUUGUUACGGAAGUCACCUCAGCAGAACUGUUUUCCAGGGGUUCUGAGGUUUCAGAAGAAGUUGUGUUCAUCAGACACUUUGCAGAUGACAUGUAUGGGAAACCGACAUCAAAACGAGUUGGCAUUAUCGAUCUGUGACACUGAUCCUUACAUUUUCUGCCCCAGCUCGAACAACUGCAUUAACAACUCCAAAAGGGAACAUGGGCUUGAGGAGGAGAAUCAACCACAAGCUUCGUCCUUGAUUCACUGGCUUCUUCCCUGUGGUGCCGGAAGAUAAUUCUGCAACUGAGCCUGCUCCCGCUGAUUUUUUGUCGACUAUGGAAAUUUAUAGGACACUCAGAUCUUUGUUCAUUCUGUAAGUACAUAACAAAAUAUAUGUUGAUUACAUUCACUCAGCAGUAGAGUAUAUAUACCUAUCUCUACAAAUUGAAGUUUUACGGCUUCA
Molecule: messenger RNA, 3144 nt
Organism: Tripterygium wilfordii
Lineage: Eukaryota; Viridiplantae; Streptophyta; Magnoliopsida; Celastrales; Celastraceae
Product: protein STICHEL-like 2
Exons: 6
Coding region: 91-2976 (961 amino acids)
Biological process (GO): DNA repair; DNA-templated DNA replication
Cellular component (GO): DNA replication factor C complex; DNA polymerase III complex; nucleus
Molecular function (GO): DNA-directed DNA polymerase activity; ATP binding; DNA binding
Source: RefSeq, a predicted model, not a curated record